GGCUCCGGUGCAGGUAUGGCCAAAUCGAAGAACCACACCACACACAACUAGUCCCAAAAAUGGCACAGAAACGGCAUCAAAAAACCCCGAUCACAACGAUACGAAUCUCUUAAGGGGGUAGACCCCAAGUUCCUGAGGAACAUGCGCUUUGCCAAGAAGCACAACAAGAAGGGCCUGAAGAAGAUGCAGGCCAACAACGCCAAAGCCAUGAGUGCACGUGCUGAGGCUAUCAAGGUUCUUGUAAAGCCCAAGGAGGUUAAGCCCAAGAUUCCAAAGGGCAACAGCCACAAGCUCAGUCGACUUGCCUACAUUGCUCACCCCAAGCUCGGGAAACGUGCUCAUGCUUGCAUCACCAAGGGUCUCAGGCUCUGUCGGCCAAAGACCAAGGACAAGGCUCAGACUAAGGCCACAGCUUCAGCUGCAGCUGAGGCUCCCAAAGGCCCCCAGACCCCCACAAAGGCUCCAGAGUAGAGGCUUUCAUCUAUUGACGUGAGGAAAUAAGGACUAGUGUGACCCCUGGGCUGCUGUCUGCAUGGGGCUCAUGUCUACCUGUGCUGUUUGUACAAAUAAACCUGAGGC
Messenger RNA from Camelus dromedarius (Arabian camel), 579 nucleotides. RefSeq names its product large ribosomal subunit protein eL29-like. Gene Ontology annotation, cellular component: ribosome; cytosolic large ribosomal subunit. Gene Ontology annotation, biological process: cytoplasmic translation. Lineage: Eukaryota; Metazoa; Chordata; Mammalia; Artiodactyla; Camelidae. Gene Ontology annotation, molecular function: structural constituent of ribosome. The transcript has a single exon. The record is from RefSeq and is a predicted model, not a curated record.